CCAACUCAAUGCAGUUCAAAGUUGAUGAUUCACGUACAAGCCGAGAUUGAGUGGCUCUACUCACUCACCCUUUUCAGUUGAGGAAAAUGUCAAAAAGUUUAAUUUCUGUGGCGUUUUUAAUAUUUCAAGCAUCUUUUUCGUUUGUUGCUAGCGAUGAAGUCAAGAAAAGCAGAUCAAGCGAAGCAGAAGAGCUUUUUCGCCACAGGAUUGAGGCGCCCAACAAAACAGACAUAUUUGCUAAACUCUUCAAAGGAUAUGACAAUAGAGUUAGGCCCAACUACAGAGAGAAACCAGUCCAAGUUUUACUCUAUGCUGUCAUUGACUCGUUUCACGAUAUCAGAGAAGAUCAAAUGGAAUACAAAGUUGAGUUAAUAUUAAAAGAAACGUGGAAGGACCCAAGACUUGCAUAUGGCAACGCAACGUGGUUCGUCCGACUUAAAAAUGAGUUAUUAAAGAAAAUUUGGUAUCCUGAUACAAUGAUUGAGAACGCCAGAAAACACGAUGUUGACGAUAAAACAAGGACAGCAUACCUGUUUGGUGAUGGGACGAUAUUUUUCUCGGAAUGGAUUAAGGCAACUUUAACAAGUCACAUGGAUUUUAAGAGCUACCCAAUGGAUGUUCAGACGUUGAGGGUACAGUUUGCUGCUUACAGUUACGAUGAUAGUCAAGUUCAGUAUGAAUGGAUAAAAGUAUCUCUGAAGGAACAUGACAUGACAGAGUUUUACGUGGAAAAACAAAUCCUCAGAUUGGAAUCAACGUCAUCUAUUACAGGAACACAUACAGCAGCUGUGGUCGAGUUUAAGAUAAAACGUCGCUUACAGCACUUCAUCGUUGGCUUUUACGUCCCUUGCAUCGCAUGCACAGUAGCCUCUUGGAUCCAGUUUUGGAUGGAUGAAAUGGCCGUCGGUGACAGAGCAAGUCUGGGAAUAACUUCAGUGUUGACGGAGAUCUUUCUACUGGAGUUUAGUAAUCAAGGGAUGCCUAAAGUCAGUUACAUGAAAGUUGCUGAGCUAUACCUUAUCGUGUCGUUUGUGUUCAUCUUCUUGGCCCUGAUUGAGUCUGCAGUGGUGUACAAGGUCAGUCAGUGGUCACUCCUAAAAAAGAACAGUGGAAAGAUGACGGAAAAAGAGGCUAGUAGAGAUAAGAGUCUUACUUCACAGACACCAACAGGAAAAGAAUUUUAUAAAGAAACCGAAACCCCCAAACCCGAAACACUGACGUCUUGUAGAUCACCAAUGAUGUUAAGAUACAGCGCUCUCAACUUUGAGCAAACAGUGAAUAAAUCAUCGGAGCACAUCCUUUCUGAAGAAGAGAGAUACGAAGGGACAGACUCCCCUAAAAUCUCGACGACUUCAGCGGGAACUGAAGCCAAGGAAAGCUGGGGCCAUGCGAUUGACCGGGGGGCGCGUGCCUUAUUUCCGCUCUCUUACCUCAUCUUCUCAGUCAUGUAUUUUGGUGUCAUGUUUACUUCUGAUGAGGGAUCCAAAUGACAUCUCCAUUCGUUUGACUUUCCAGUCACUCGAAUAGGAAAACAAUGGAAAACGACUAAUCAAGUGAAUCUUUAGAUUAUUUUAUAGCUAAAACUACUUCGAGCCAAUUCAGCCCUCUUAAAUUUCAAUCUUACCGGAUGUCAAAAGUUUCAGCUUACAUGUGUCAGUUAAGUAAGGUUGAAAGCAACACUACAAUUGUUAAUGAUUUUUAUUUGCCGUCACACCAAGAAUAUCAGAUAUUUUUAAAAUGAUGUUUUUGGAGGUUGUCUGACAAGAACUGAAGGUUUGAGUCAGGUGAAUUCCAGGAGAAAGUUGAAUAUUUGCUAUAGAUCUUUCGACCCUUUGACUAGCAUCUAAUUUCUCCUUACAAUAUCAACCUAGAAUCACACAAUAAGGUUACGAGAAUAGGAACAUGAUCACCACCUUGAGUAGUUAUCGAUUGUUUUAUAAAUUCUCCUUGUCAGCACCCUAGGGAUUGUAUAGAGAAAUGUAUGGAGAAUGCGCAUACUGAUGUAACGGUGUUAAAUUUAAUUCUCCUGAUGGUAAACAUUUGCCAUUUUAGUAAGCAUUGAUUUUAUUUUAAAAAAAUAA
Molecule: messenger RNA, 2081 nt
Organism: Pocillopora damicornis (cauliflower coral)
Lineage: Eukaryota; Metazoa; Cnidaria; Anthozoa; Scleractinia; Pocilloporidae
Product: glycine receptor subunit alpha-2
Biological process (GO): monoatomic ion transmembrane transport
Cellular component (GO): membrane
Molecular function (GO): transmembrane signaling receptor activity; extracellular ligand-gated monoatomic ion channel activity
Source: RefSeq, a predicted model, not a curated record